AUGGCCCGGAGCCGGCUGUCAUCCAGCUGGACCCUGCUGGUCACUUUAGCGAUACUGUUUGGCUGCUUCAUCACACCUGGAGCCGCGGUGAAGCAUGAGAAUUUCAAGAAAUGCUCUCAAUCAGGAUUCUGUAAGCGCAACAGAGCGCUUGCCGACGAUGUCUCAGCCAAGGGCUCAUCCUGGAGCUCCCCGUACGAACUCGAUCCCUCAAACAUUCAAUUUAAAGACGGGCAACUCCAAGGAAUGAUUUUGAAAACCGUCUCGCCGACCGAGAAGGUGAAGCUGCCUCUGAUCAUCGCUUUCCUGGAAUCUGGUGUCGCACGAGUUACUGUCGAUGAGGAGAAGCGCAUGACCGGUGAUAUUGAGAUCCGCCAUGGAAGCCAGGCACGUAAAGAGCGAUACAACGAUGCACAGUCAUGGGUCUUGGUCGGUGGCUUAGACGCCAGCAAGUCGGCGAUCCUAAGCACGGAAGCUGAGGGAUAUACUAAGGUUCUGUAUGGACCUGAUAAUGCCUACCAGGCUGUCAUCCGUCAUUCCCCCUUCUCAGUGGAUUUCCAGCGCGAUGGCCAGACCCAUGUGCAAUUUAAUCACAAAGGGUAUAUGAACUUGGAACAUUGGCGGCAGAAGGUGGAAGCUCCAGCUGAAGAUGAACAAGAUGUUCUUGGAUCUCAGGAAGAUGAGAGCACUUGGUGGGAAGAGACCUUUGGUGGAAACACAGAUUCAAAACCCCGAGGAGCGGAGAGUGUAGGAUUGGAUAUCAGCUUCCCUGGCUACACUCAUGUGUUUGGUAUCCCUGAGCAUGCAGACUCUAUGUCCUUGAGAGAGACCCGAGGAGGAGAUGGUAAUCAUGAAGAGCCUUAUCGUCUAUACAACUCGGAUGUGUUCGAGUAUGAACUCGACAGCCCCAUGACUCUGUACGGAGCAAUUCCAUUGAUGCAAGCCCACCGAAAGGACUCGACUGUUGGUGUUUUCUGGCUCAACGCUGCCGAAACCUGGAUCGACAUCGUGAAGUCAAAGACCGACACUCAGAGCCAUUGGUUCUCCGAGGCUGGACAGCUCGACGUGUUUGUCUUCUUGGGGCCUACGCCUGGCGAGAUUAGCAAGAAGUAUGGCGAGCUCACUGGAUACACUCAGCUACCUCAGCAUUUUGCUCUCGCUUAUCACCAGUGCCGCUGGAACUACGUCACUGACGAGGAUGUCAAGGAGGUUGACCGCAACUUUGACAAAUACCAGAUCCCAUAUGAUAUUAUCUGGCUUGAUAUCGAGUAUCUUGAUGACCGAAAGUACUUCACAUGGGAUCCUUUGACCUUCCCCGAUCCCAUCAGCAUGGAGAAGCAGCUUGAUGAGUCGGAGCGCAAGCUUGUGGUGAUCAUUGACCCACACAUCAAGAAGCAGGACAAGUUCGACAUUUCCAAAGAACUGAACAGCAAAGGCUUGGCUGUCCUGAAUAAGGACGGUAAUGUCUACGAAGGAUGGUGCUGGCCGGGAGCUUCCAACUGGAUCGACUGUUUCAACCCUGCGGCCAUCAAGUGGUGGGUUAGUUUGUUCAAGUACGACAGGUUCAAGGGAACCCUUCCCAACGUCUUCAUCUGGAACGAUAUGAACGAGCCUUCUGUCUUCAAUGGCCCGGAAACCACAAUGCCAAAGGACAACCUGCACUAUGGCAACUGGGAGCACCGUGAUGUUCACAAUGUCAAUGGCAUUACGUUUAUCAAUGCCACAUACCAGGCUAUGCUGGAGCGCAAAAAAGGUGAAAUACGCCGGCCAUUCAUUCUAACCCGGUCAUUCUAUUCUGGUGCCCAGCGCAUGUCUGCCAUGUGGACAGGAGACAACCAGGCCACCUGGGAGCACUUGGCUAUCACCCUACCGAUGGUGCUCAACAACGGAAUCUCCGGUUUUCCAUUUGCCGGUGCGGACGUUGGCGGAUUCUUCCAUAACCCGAGUAAGGAGCUUCUGACCCGGUGGUAUCAGACCGGUAUCUGGUAUCCGUUCUUCCGUGCGCACGCCCACAUCGAUACUCGCCGUCGCGAGCCAUAUCUGAUUCAGGAGCCGUUCCGUUCGAUCAUCACGGAGGCCAUUCGGCUGCGGUACCAGCUCCUCCCUGCCUGGUACACUGCUUUCCAUGAAGCUUCCGUUAACGGUACACCCAUCGUGAGACCUCAGUUUUACGUUCAUCCGACAGAUGAGGCGGGCUUCACUAUUGACGACCAGAUCUACCUCGGAUCUACUGGUAUCCUCGCAAAGCCCGUGGUCACAGAGGACGCCACAAGUGUCGACAUCUACAUUGCGGACGAUGAGAAAUACUACGACUACUUCGACUUCACUAUCUACCAAGGAGCAGGAAAGCACCAUUCAGUCUCCGCUCCUAUAGAGAAAGUGCCUGUGCUGAUGCAGGGCGGACACGUUAUCCCACGCAAAGAUCGACCACGCCGUAGCAGCGGACUCAUGAAAUACGACCCGUACACGCUAGUGGUUGUUCUCGACAAGAACGGACAGGCGGAGGGCGCUUUGUAUGUUGAUGAUGGAGAGACCUUUGACUACCAAGGUGGGGGAUACGUCCACCGCCGGUUCCGCUUCCAGGACUCCUCACUCGUGUCGGAGGACAUUUCAACGCACGGUCCUCAGACGGCUGCAUAUCUCAAGAGCAUUGCCAGCGUGGGUGUUGAAAGAAUCGUGGUUAUUGACCCACCCCAGGAGUGGCAGGAGAGAAACACGGUGACUGUGAUCGAGGAUGGAGCAAAGACAUCAUCCUCGGCCCAGCUGGAGUACCAUACUCAGGGAGACGGCAAAGCUCCGUAUGCUGUGGUGAAGAACCCCAACGUUGGGAUUAGCAAGACUUGGCGGAUUGAAUUUUAA
Molecule: messenger RNA, 2856 nt
Organism: Aspergillus mulundensis
Lineage: Eukaryota; Fungi; Ascomycota; Eurotiomycetes; Eurotiales; Aspergillaceae
Product: glucan 1,3-alpha-glucosidase ROT2
Exons: 3
Coding region: 1-2856 (951 amino acids)
Biological process (GO): N-glycan processing; carbohydrate metabolic process
Cellular component (GO): glucosidase II complex
Molecular function (GO): alpha-glucosidase activity; carbohydrate binding
Source: RefSeq, a predicted model, not a curated record